Molecule: messenger RNA, 4809 nt
Organism: Balaenoptera acutorostrata (minke whale)
Lineage: Eukaryota; Metazoa; Chordata; Mammalia; Artiodactyla; Balaenopteridae
Gene: ARID3A
Product: AT-rich interaction domain 3A
Exons: 9
Coding region: 414-2183 (589 amino acids)
Biological process (GO): regulation of transcription by RNA polymerase II
Cellular component (GO): nucleus
Molecular function (GO): DNA binding
Source: RefSeq, a predicted model, not a curated record
GCACAAACCCGGCGGUGGCCGGGAGCCAGCAGCGCGCAGCUCGCGGCCCGGGCCGGAGGCCAGGCGCGGCCGGGGCAGGGCCAGACGCCAGGCGUGGGGCAUGCGCCCCCCGAGUGGGCCCUGCGCCCCCCGAGCGGGCCCCGCGCGGUUUCUGCAGACACGUGAAUGAGCCACCCGCCAACCGCCACCCCCCAGUGCCCGGUGUGAGAAGGAGGCGUCGCCUGCCUGCCGCUGGCAUGCCCCGCCAGCCCUGAGCCUGAGCCCGGCGGCCCCCGCCCCUGCCCCCCGCCACCCUGCACUGCCCCGGCUCCCCCGCGGCCCCCACACUGCAGUGCGGCCGGGCCCCCUCCCCCCAGGGGCCGCCCCCGCCGCCGCCCCGCCCUGGUGCCCGGGGCGGCCCGGCCCGCAGGGCCAUGAAGCUGCAGGCGGUGAUGGAGACGCUCCUGCAGCGGCAGCAGCGGGCACGCCAGGAGCUGGAGGCCCGGCAGCCACCGCCGCCACCCCCCGAGCCCUCGGCUGGCCCCCCGGCCCGUGCCAGGGCCGCCCCGGACGAGGACAGGGAGCCCGAGAGCGCCCGGAUGCAGCGGGCGCAGAUGGCCGCGCUGGCCGCCAUGCGAGCCGCCGCCGCCGGCCUCGGCCACGCGCCCAGCCCCGGCAGCUCCGAGGAUGGGCCCCCCGGCUCGGAGGACGAGGACGUGGCCCCAGAGGGGGCACCAGGGUCUCCCCCCGCACCCGGCCGAGGCAGGGAGGCGACUGGCCUCCCUGAAGGUGACGGUCACUUCGAGGGCUCCGACGAUGACCUGAAGCCGAAAUGGGAGGAGGAGGAGGAGGAGGAGCUGGAGGACGAUCUGGGGGACGAGGAGGACGACGAGGAGGACGAAGACUACGAGGACGAGGAGGGGCUCGGCCCCCCGGGCUCCGCCGGCCUGGGCCCCGCAGCCCUGUUCCCGCGCAAGGCCCAGCCGCUCCAGGCCUUCCGCGGCGACGGCGGGCCCCGGGCUCUGGGCGGCCAGGAGCGCCCGGGGGCUGGCCCGGCCCUCCCCGGAGGGGCUGCCCCCGCGGUGCCCCAGCUGCAGCCGCCGGACCACGGGGAGUGGACGUACGAGGAGCAGUUCAAGCAGCUCUACGAACUGGACGGGGACCCCAAGAGGAAGGAGUUCCUGGAUGACUUGUUCAGCUUCAUGCAGAAGCGAGGGACGCCCGUGAACCGCAUCCCCAUCAUGGCCAAGCAGGUGCUCGACCUGUUCAUGCUGUACGUGCUGGUAACGGAGAAGGGCGGCCUGGUGGAGGUCAUCAACAAGAAGCUGUGGCGGGAGAUCACCAAGGGCCUCAACCUGCCCACGUCCAUCACCAGCGCCGCCUUCACGCUGCGCACCCAGUACAUGAAGUACCUGUACCCCUACGAGUGUGAGAAGCGUGGCCUCAGCAACCCCAAUGAGCUCCAGGCGGCCAUCGACAGCAACCGGAGGGAGGGCCGGCGCCAGAGCUUUGGAGGCUCCCUCUUCGCCUACUCACCGGGCGGGGCCCACAGCAUGCUCUCCUCGCCCAAGCUCCCUGUGUCCUCCCUGGGCCUGGCCGCCAGCACCAAUGGCAGCUCCAUCACCCCAGCCCCCAAGAUCAAGAAAGAGGAGGACUCGGCCAUCCCCAUCACGGUCCCCGGCCGCCUGCCAGUCUCCCUGGCGGGUCACCCUGUGGUGGCAGCCCAGGCAGUAGCGGCCCAGGCGGCCGUGGCGGCACAGGCAGCCGCCCUGGAGCAGCUCCGGGAGAAGCUGGAGUCUGGGGAGCCUCCUGAGAAGAAGAUGGCCCUGGUGGCAGAGGAACAGCAGAGGCUCAUGCAGCGAGCGCUACAGCAGAACUUUCUGGCCAUGACGGCCCAGCUGCCCAUGAGCAUCCGGAUCAACAGCCAAGGCUCCGAGAGCCGCCAGGACUCGGCUGCGAACCUGACCAGCACCAAUGGCAGCAACAGUAUUAGCAUGUCAGUAGAGAUUAAUGGAAUCAUGUACACAGGAGUGCUGUUCGCCCAGCCGCCGGCCCCCACGCCACCCUCGGCUCCCAGCAAAGGCGGAGGUGGCAGCAGCCGGGGAGCAAACAGCGGGACCAGCAGCAGCGCGGGCAGCCAGGCGGGGCCAGCGGGGUUGUCUGCACCCCCCGCAUCUUCUACCUCAAAUAACUCAUUGCCUUAACCGCUACACUCCUCACCCUGGGAGCCCACCAGACGGGGCAGGGGGUCCAGGUGGGCCAAGCAGGGGCCGGGAUGGCGGGAGAUACGGGUGGGGAGGGGAGGUAUCCACAAAGGAGCGACAGCUAACGCCAAAAAGAAAAGAAAAUAUAUAUAUACAUAUAUAUAUAUAUAUAUAUAUAUAAAGAAAAUUUAAUAAAACAGGGGAAAACCAAGGAACACUUGAAUUACUCAGGUUUCGGACAUUCAGAGAGACGAAUUGUGAGAGCAGCAAAGGAAAUGAGAAACAAGGGAGGCAGAUGUCUCCCAGGGCUUUCCUGCAGCCCUGGUGGACCCACGUGGACUGGUGUCUAGUUUGGACAGGCCAAUCCUGUUUACCUCAUACAUCCCUGCACUGUGUUUUUUCAUUUUUAAUCUGUUUUUUUCCCUUUUUUUUUUCCCUCUUCAUUACACACUCACCACACCCAGCUCCUUGCAUUGAAUGAAACCCCUGAGCCAAGAUCAGUUGAAUUUCUUUUCUUGUUGCUUUCGGGAACUUUUUUUUUUUUUUUUAAAGAAAUAGUGAACUUCAAAGUCUGUAGGGUUUUUAAGAGGUUUCGGGGGUUUUGUUUUGUAAAUAUUCUAUUUUAUUCUUGGGGGAGGAAUCAAACCUAGGAAAAGGAUAUAUAUAUCUAUAUAUUUGUGUUCAUUCAGGGAAACUGGACUUGAAAAAGCAAAAAAAAAAAAGAAAAAAAGAAAAAAGUAAUACCCUUUUUAUUUUUCCCAUGACUGAUUUGGGUUCGGUUGUGCAUUUCCUGUGGCGCAGUGGGCAGCUGGCAGGUCCAGGACACUGGAUCCCUGGGCUAGAGUCAGCAGAGCCGAUGAACUCAGGUGCUGUGGGCCGGGCUGGGGUAGGGGCUGCAUGCCGGGGGUCCGUGGGGAAGGGGAGCAGGAAUGUUGAAUGGUAGACAUCACCGUACUUGUUCUUACUUCAUGCGGGGCUCCUCAGUCAGGAAUCCCGAAGUCUUAACUCGAGAGGAGAAAGUGCUGGGAGGGGGUUCACCUGUCAGCCCCAGGCUCCUGUCUCAGGGAUGAAUACGGCCUGGGGACUCCCUUGCCUGAAAGGGCUGCUUUUGGAGACUUGUCCAUGCCGGGGGACAGGGGUGAGCCGGCCUUAGCUCAGGGCAGGGUUUCUGUGGGGCCACGGCACCCUGAACACCACCCCUCCCCCCAGCAUUUUCAUCUCCUCCACUUUGUCCCUUCUUACUUCCUGGGGGCCCUGCAGUAACUAAAGGAACUAAAUAGAGGCCGAGAAGGGGCCGCGCCCCUCCCUCUGUGACCCCGUCCCCCGGGUCAGAAGGUGGGCAUCGGGUGGGGCACAGCUGGGGGGGCAUUAGUUCAGGGCUGGUGAAGGUCUCCACCAGGCGAGCUGCACAUCCGUCCUAAACCCAGGCGCGGUUUGGGGUCCCGGGGGACCAGGUGGUGUUGGGUGGGGCCGUAGCUCCCACAAGGUAGCGCUCUUUCACGUUCCUCUGGGGUGGGGUGGGAAGAACUCAGCUGUUCCCAGGGUGAGCCUGGAACCUCUAAUUGGGCCCAGGGAACCCGGCCUAACGAGCCCGGAGCGGGAGGGCACCGCCGGCCGCCUCCGGCCUCCAGACCCAGGCGUCAUCUUGUUGCCUUGCAGACCAUGAGGGUGGUCCUGAGCUCACCCCCACCCCAGUCUUUGGGAGGGAGCCCGUUUCCUUGGUAUAUCUCAGGGUCGCUGACGCCCCCCACCCUUCCAGGAGGGGGUAGCGCUGGGCGUGGGGCUUUCUUCCUGCUUUUCCUUCUGGAAGGUUCUCCCCUCCCGUCUCUCACUGCAGCGGCACAAUCAUUGUGGGAGGGGGAUCCUUUUGUCCCCAGACACAAUCUGCCCCCCUCUCGCCAUCACCCCCCCUUCUCCCUCUCCUCUCCCCGCACCUGACGGCAGGAGCGUGGGAGGCUACCCUCUGCCCCCCCCCUCCGCCCCCCAUUCUGCCGGCUGCGUGGGUGGGGGGGGUCUCUGCUGCGAGUUUCUUUCUACCUCAGGUCUGACUUUUGAUGCCAAAACCCCCGCCCGGCCGCCCACCCCCACCAGCCCCCAGCUCAGGGUCCCACCCCCGUGUGUCCUGUUGAGCAUCCACAUGUGUCUGGGGGAGCGGGUGUCCUGCAGGAGAGGUGCCUUCCCCCAGGUCUAACUCAGGGUGUGCCUGCGGUGCUGGGCGACGCUGAUGAUUGUAGGGGAUGGGGUUGGGGGGGCGUGGGCCCAGGAUGGGGGGAGUCUACCGGCCGUGGAAACGCGAGGGGGGCCCGGGGCCAGCAGGCACUCAGCCCCCAGGGGGCCCUGCCUUUGCCUGGGGUGCCCCCAUCAGCCCCCUACACUCCCAACCUCGCCUGUCAGUGGGGGUUUCUCGGGUGCCGCUCAGCACCCCUUAUGCAAACCGGGGCGGGGAUGGGGGCUGAGUGCUGUUCAUUUCAGAACAGGUGGGGCUUAGCAGCAUGCUGAGGGUGGGGACCCCCAAACUCAGGGUGGAGAGGGGCUCCAGAGGCUCCCCUGCUCUGGAGAUGCUUGUGGAUGGGCUGCUUCUAGAACCUUCCUUGUGACCUCCAAACCGGCCGCAGGGCUGUAGCUG